UCUGUUGCCUCUGUACGUCUCUCCGCGCUGUCCGUUCGUUCGUCAGUUUCUUGCGAACUAGUGCGCUCGCAUAUGCAAUUGACUGCUACCAUAGUGCAGUGCAGUGUAUUUUUUUUGUCGGGCAACUUCUCUCACCUGUUUUUCUUGCAAUUGCGUAAAAUAAAAAAGAAAUAGAUUGCGGAUUUAGCGAACGAUCGUCGCGUCUGUAAAGCGUGUCGGCAAUUGCGUCCGCGAGUGUGAAAGCGGAUAUUUUGAAUAUUCGCGAUCGUUCUGCCAUUUGCGCGAACGAUUCGCGCGUUACUUGAUUCUCGAGCAUCGCCAAGUGGACUCUUCUCGUUCUAGUUCUUGAUUUAAUUACUCGAUAGAUUUUUAAUAUCUCUCGAAGGAUUAACGACUGCCCGAGUGACAGAACGAUCGGCGCGAAGGAACGCGGUGCAUCGUGGCAAUUGCAACUGCGACGAUGCGCGUCGCUGAUGCGGCGCGCACUCUACGGCGAGCUUGCUGCUUGCGCUUUGCCGGCUGAGAACUUUUUCGCAGCUACUCGAACAGCACGCAAAUUGUUGCAGUGAAUUGCAGUUGGUCCCUUCCUAAUACAGCACGCUUUCACCAGCCGUUUUUAACGGAGUGUACUGAGAAAACAUGACCGGAAGUAGUAACAAUGAAAUGGACCAGGAGGUGACAACGGGGGUUCGGAGCGACGGUGGGAAGCACACGGUUCACUGGUUCCGCAAGGGUCUCCGGCUGCACGAUAAUCCCUCACUUAGGGAAGGUCUCGCAGGAGCGUCCACUUUCCGAUGCGUUUUCGUGUUGGAUCCCUGGUUCGCCGGAAGUACCAAUGUCGGCAUCAAUAAAUGGAGAUUCUUGCUGCAGUGUCUCGAAGAUCUAGAUUGCUCUCUGAGAAAAUUGAAUUCUCGAUUGUUCGUAAUCCGCGGUCAGCCGGCCGACGCGCUGCCCAAGUUGUUCAAGGAAUGGGGCACGACGAAUCUGACAUUCGAAGAGGACCCGGAGCCGUUCGGUCGUGUGCGAGACCACAAUAUCUCGGCGCUCUGUAAGGAGCUCGGUAUUUCGGUGGUCCAGAGGGUCUCGCACACUCUCUACAAGCUGGACGAAAUUAUAGAAAGAAAUAGUGGAAAAUCGCCGCUGACCUACCAUCAGUUUCAAAAUGUUGUCGCCAGUAUGGACCCACCGAAGCCACCUGUGUCCACAGUAACAGCCGCCUGCAUUGGCAGCGCUUACACUCCCCUCAAAGAUGAUCACGACGAUCAUUACGGCGUUCCCACGCUCGAUGAACUCGGUUUCGACACGGAAGGUUUGCUGCCGCCGGUGUGGGUUGGCGGCGAGAGCGAAGCCCUGGCGCGGCUCGAACGUCAUCUCGAAAGGAAGGCGUGGGUGGCGAGCUUUGGCAGGCCGAAAAUGACUCCGCAAUCUUUACUGCCGAGCCAGACCGGGCUUUCGCCUUAUCUGCGAUUCGGUUGUCUCAGCACACGGCUGUUUUAUUACCAGCUCACCGAUCUGUACAAGAAGAUAAAAAAAGCUAUGCCACCGCUGUCGUUGCACGGACAGCUUCUGUGGCGCGAAUUCUUCUACUGCGCCGCGACAAAGAACCCGAAUUUCGAUCGGAUGCAGGGUAAUCCGAUUUGCGUGCAGAUACCGUGGGACAAAAACGUGGAGGCGCUCGCCAAGUGGGCGAACGGCCAGACAGGAUAUCCAUGGAUCGAUGCGAUCAUGACUCAAUUGCGGGAAGAAGGUUGGAUACAUCAUCUGGCUAGACACGCGGUGGCUUGCUUUUUAACCAGAGGAGAUCUUUGGAUCUCAUGGGAAGAAGGAAUGAAGGUAUUUGACGAGCUUCUUUUAGACGCCGAUUGGUCUGUCAAUGCCGGGAUGUGGAUGUGGCUUUCGUGCAGUUCGUUCUUUCAACAAUUUUUCCACUGUUACUGUCCUGUGCGAUUCGGCAGAAAGGCGGAUCCGAAUGGCGAUUAUAUCAAACGCUACCUGCCAGUGCUGAAGAAUUUCCCGGCCAGAUAUAUUCACGAGCCAUGGAAUGCGCCGCUCAACAUACAGCACGCGGCCAAAUGUAUCAUCGGCAAAGAGUACUCACUGCCGAUGGUGAACCACAACAAGAAUUCGCGCAUUAAUAUCGAGCGGAUGAAGCAGGUGUAUCAGCAGCUGAAUAAGUACCGCGGUAACGGAACCUCGUUCAAGGGAGAAAGCAUUGGUUUGCUGAAAGCAUUACUGGCACUGCCGAAAAAGAAUGACGAAGAAAAGCAAGAUUCACCGAAUCAGAAAAACGAACAGAAGAUCAACUAUCCCACGCAACAACAAUAGCAACAACGGCAAUAACGACAGUUAGUAUAAUCGUCGGCGCAUUAUGGUAAUAUUGACAUUAUUUUAUUUCUAAAUUUUUAAUGAAUAAUCGAAAUUUAAACUUUUUACUAUAAAUUUAUAAUUAUUUAUUCGGCGAUAUAGAUACAAAAUUAAAGCUUAGUUUUUUAGAAGCGUUCACAAUUUUAUAAUUUUUUUAAAGAUAAAUAAAAAUUUUUGAAAACAAAAAAAAAAAAAGAAUUUUACAACAAAUCAGAAUUUGGCAAUUGAUACUUGAUAUUUAAU
Linepithema humile (Argentine ant) is the source of this 2607-nucleotide messenger RNA. RefSeq names its product cryptochrome-1-like (gene Cry2). NCBI's taxonomy places the organism in Eukaryota, Metazoa, Arthropoda, Insecta, Hymenoptera, Formicidae. Gene Ontology annotation, molecular function: FAD binding; DNA binding. The record is from RefSeq and is a predicted model, not a curated record. Gene Ontology annotation, cellular component: cytoplasm; nucleus. Gene Ontology annotation, biological process: negative regulation of DNA-templated transcription; circadian regulation of gene expression; entrainment of circadian clock by photoperiod.